AUGGCGGCCAACUUCUGGACGUCGUCGCACAGCAAGCAGCUGCUGGACCCGGAGGAUGUGGACGUGGUGCCGGCGCAAGACCGGGAGCGGGGCGUCACGCCCGUGGAGUUCCGCCUCGUCAAGAUCCACAUGUCCUUCCAUAUAUGGCGGUUGGCCCAGCAGGUCAAAGUUAGACAAAGAGUCAUAGCUACUGCAAUCACAUACUUCAGGCGUGUCUACACAAGAAAGAGCAUGACAGAGUAUGAUCCUCGUUUGGUAGCACCAGCUUGUUUGUAUUUGGCAUCAAAGGUAGAGGAAAGCACAGUGCAAGCAAGGCUUCUUGUAUUUUACAUCAAGAAGAUGUGUGGUGGUUCUGAUGACAAGUACCGAUUUGAAAUCAAAGAUAUCCUUGAAAUGGAAAUGAAGCUCCUGGAAGCACUCGACUAUUAUUUGGUUGUUUACCAUCCAUACCGUCCUCUUCUACAGUUAUUGCAGGAUGCUGGCAUAACAGAUCUGACACAAUUUGCCUGGGGCCUUGUCAAUGAUACUUACAAGAUGGAUCUCAUUCUCAUAUAUCCUCCUUAUAUGAUUGCAUUGGCCUGCAUAUACAUUGCAAGCGUUCUUAAAGAUAAGGACACAACCUCGUGGUUUGAAGAACUCCGCGUUGACAUGAACAUUGUUAAGAAUAUCUCAAUGGAAAUCUUGGACUUUUACGACACCUACAAGAUUGAUCCUCAAAGGGGCCUCCAGGAGGACAAGAUCAUCCCUGUGAUGAACAAGUUGCCAUCAAAGGCCUGA
This is a messenger RNA of Triticum turgidum subsp. durum (durum wheat), 777 nucleotides long. NCBI's taxonomy places the organism in Eukaryota, Viridiplantae, Streptophyta, Magnoliopsida, Poales, Poaceae. The record is from the annotation of a GenBank genome assembly.